Westerdykella ornata is the source of this 2650-nucleotide messenger RNA. Its product is annotated as actin-like ATPase domain-containing protein. The record is from RefSeq and is a predicted model, not a curated record. Lineage: Eukaryota; Fungi; Ascomycota; Dothideomycetes; Pleosporales; Sporormiaceae. The transcript is spliced from 4 exons. Gene Ontology annotation, cellular component: Ino80 complex. The coding region runs from base 420 to 2588 and encodes 722 amino acids. Gene Ontology annotation, biological process: regulation of DNA-templated transcription; double-strand break repair.
CGGAACUCCCGCAACCUCUACUCCUCCAUUGAUUGCCUCCCAAACCCACCUCGAGGGAGAGUACACUCGACAUACUCGUCAUCCCUGCCAGAGAGCAGAUUGAAACAGUCCAGCCGCCUCGAUCCACCGUCUCACGCGCCUCGUCUCUCUGUUCCAUUGUUCCGCGCCAACUAUUAGCCCAUCUGCAGCGAUCCUUUGCGCAGCCCACCUCCACCGUUGGAUUCUGCUGCUCAGCCUGCAGUUUUCUGAAUAUAUCCACCAGCUACCAUUUCCCAUAUAACCAAGUGACUGGUGCAGAAGUAAAAGCUACCAUCGAACCCCUCGCCUCGUAGGGAACAGCCUUAGGACAAGGGAGAUAUAUAUGCCCAAGUCGCAUAUGCCAUAUUACCCACGUCGUUAAACUCCAGUCGUCGCUCAACAUGGUUGGAAAGAAGUCUGGACGCGCCCAGCUUCGGGAGGAGGGUUUGGCCCGGACGGACAAUAAUCUGGAUCUGACGACAUGGCCUCAAGUGAACAUGAUCAACCAGAAGAACUAUUACACGGAGUUUCUGAAACGCGAAGAGCAAUAUCUCGCCUUUCGAGCCCCCGCCGAAGAAGCGACCGCGCGUAUGGUACAAGCAGCUCGUGAUAAGGACCGGGCUCUCGCCUUCGGGGCCACACCGGAGGGAACAGCUGAGCAGGACGAUGAAGAUGCUGCUGAAGAUGCGGCCCUGUCGUCCAGCCAUGCUGAUCCCUCGAAGCUCGUUAUAUUACAUCCUGGUAGCCAGAACUUGAGGCUUGGUUUUGGCACAGAUGCUUUGCCGAAGACGGUGCCCAUGGUGAUAGCGCGCCGUUGGAAGGAAGCAGAGUGUGAGGAAAAUGACGGUGAGCCCUGCCCCAAGCGGCAGAAGGUGGAUGGAGCCGUUCCGGCCUCCGCUCUACCGGAGAAGUGGUUCGGAGAGGACUUUGCGAAUCAGUAUCAGGCCAUGUGCUCUGAGCUAAGAACGCGAAUGAGGACUAAUAAGAAGCGAGUGUUGCCGAACUCGAAAGAACUAGUCGUUAAUUACAAUCGCCGAGCGGGUGUCGAGCACAUCAACGAACACAACGAUGUGAAUCGGAUAGAGUGGACGGAAAUACCAUCAAAUCACUCGGCCGCGCCAGACUACUUCACAGGUCAGGAAGCUCUUCGUAUUCCGGAACAGUCGAAUCCACGGUACAAGUUGUUCUGGCCCAUACGCAAUGGGACUUUCAAUGAGACAGACUAUACCGGCCGCAAUCAGCUUUACCACGAUAUUUCCAAGAUAAUCGAGGAAGCUUUGAAGUCACAGCUUGGCCUAACGGACCUCAAGGACUUAGCCAACUACCGCUGCGUAUUCAUCAUACCCGACUUGUACGAGAGAAACUAUGUCACCAUGCUCCUCGACAUCCUGAUCCGAGACCUUGGAUUUGGGAAGGUUUGUCUACAGCAGGAAAGCUUGUCAGCGACCUUCGGUGCCGGAACCGGUAUUGCAUGCGUUGUGGACAUUGGUGCGCAAAAGACAUCGAUCUGUUGUGUUGACGAAGGAUUGUGUGUUGAAGAAUCACGCAUCAAUCUGAAGAUGGGCGGUGCAGACGUCACUGAGGCAUUCAUCAAAAUGAUGUUAUUCGACCAUUUUCCCUACUCGGAGAUGAAUCUGAGGCGAAGGUACGACUUUCUACUAGCGGAGGAGCUGAAGCAAAAGUUUUGCUCCAUGGACGAAAACGAUGUAACCGUUCGGACGCAUGAGUUCCAUCUCCGAGCUCCUGGCCAGGACACGAGGAAGUACACGUUCAAGACGUAUGAUGAGACCAUGCUCUCCGUUAUGGGGUUCUUCAAGCCGUCGAUCUUCGAUCAUUCCCGCAAACUCGAUGGUUUCAGAUCGGUAAUGCCUCGUUCCGUCGACCUCUACGACGGAUCUCCAAAUGACCCUUUUUCAGCCGCCCAGCAAGUAGUGAUCGACUACGCGGCGGGAACGUCCACUUCAAUGAACGGAACGCAGGACUCAACGAACAGCCUACCAGUAGCGUCCACUCCAAGCAGGUCCCAAACACAAAAUCUCCUCAACCGUCUCAAUGACGGUGAAGCUACGCCACGAUCAUCUGUCGCGAAUUCGCCCGUGCCUGAAGGCACCCCGAACCCAGACCAGGAAACGCCAGGUGAUGCAGACCAACCUCUGGUAUUUCGGGAUCCUGUCCUUGAGAAAACCAAGGCCGCGAACGAACGCGAUAAAGUGCUUCCCGUCAUGCCCAUAGACGAGGCGAUAUUGCAAAGCAUCACGCUGGGAGCGCGAGGGGAUGAUCGGAAACUGCGUGACUUUAUUGGAGGCAUCAUGCUGAUCGGAGGAGGAAGUAAGACCCCAUCGCUGGGAGCCUUCCUUGAAACCAGGCUUCGGGAGUUGCGGCCGUUGUACGGCAAGGAAAUUCUAGUGGCUCCUCCACCACGGGACUUCGAUGCCCAAGUGGUGGUUUGGAAGGGGGGAAGUGUUUUUGGGAGGCUGUCGUCGCAUGGGAAUGACAGCUGGAUAAGCAAGGCUGAGUAUAACAUACUGGGCAGCAGAUUGCUCACUCACAAGUGCAUGUUCGUCUGGUAGAAGCCGAAACAUUGAGCUGGCUUUUGGAUCAAUACAUAUAUCUUUACACUAUUAGUAGUAAG